CGUUACAACCAGAAUAUUUAUUGUCUUCAAGUCGAAGUCCUUACAAGUUGACAUAUACGGAUAUGAUUUCGGACAUCUGUUUCUGUUUCGUCAUUCUGCUGUUGAAACAUAAUUUGGCGUGUGAUGAUGUGAAGUUUGUCAGAGAUGAAGCAGUGACUGGUUCUAAAAGUGACACCAGUUCUUUAACUUUGGCCUACGACGUGAUAAAACAAUCAGAAUGUGCCAUUUACUGUUAUAAUACCGCAGAAUGUCAGUCAUUUUUCUAUAAUAAGGGAACAUGGACCUGCCGUCUCCAUUCCAGUUUGUUCCGAGCGACAGAUUCUUCUCUCGUACCAUCAGCGGGAGAUGAGUACUUCAGGCCCAUAGCCUGUUCGGCGUUCAGAGUGAACACCGUGCCCUUCAGCUCUCUGAACACAUCAACCACGAAUGGCACUGAAGCUCUGAACGUCGUCUGCAACGACGGGUAUAAGAUGACGGACGACCCUGGGACAAUGCUGUGUGAUAAUGACGGAUUCUGGCCAACCAUCACUGGCACAUGUAAACAAAGACACUGGAUAAACCCGCCUGUUACAUUCGGUGAGAACAUUCCCGGAAACAUGUUCGUUGGAGCCAGCAUCAGUUACACCGCUCGCCUGACUGGACGAAUGUACACGUUAAACGUAUUCUCCGACAAUGCGGACAUCGAACUGCACGUACUUGCGCGGGACGACGGGUCGGUGUGGGGCAGGCAGAGGCUGAAUGGCACAUGGGUGAACACCGUCACUGACACUCGGGACCCCUUCAGGCCUCUCAACACGACAUUCACCUGCCUGAUGGAGACCAAGAAGGACAAGAUAGAGUUCUCAGUGAAUGGGUCCGAGUAUUUCAGCUUCCCGUAUAUACAAGGCCCUACUGAUAUCUACCGAUUUGUCCUGCAGCAUGACCUCGAGCUCCUGGAGGUGGACAUGCGGAUAUAGGCGCCGGGACGAGCACAAUGAGUGCCAUGAUGAACUGAUUGCAGCAGGAACCUGUUAUGUUAUUGUGUGUACACCUAUGUUAAAUAUACAAACAUCUAAAUAUACAAUCAAAGCUUUCUGAUUAUGUACGCAUGAAGUAGUGCUGACAUUAGUAAACCAAUGUAAAUAUAUUUAAAGCCGUCUCAUUUUAUUGCAAUGCUGAACUUUGCUAUUGACACGAAUACAUAGAAAGUAUAGUAGUAUCACCGACUGUAUUUAUUAUUUUUAGUCUGUAAAAAUAGUCAUGUGACGUGCGUGGUAAUGGUUCAUUGUUGUCGAUGUCUCAGCUAAGGUAUGGGAUUACACAAAUAACGCUAUGAAAAUAAUCAUGAAUAGAUCAUGACCAUUUGUAUUGUCCGUGAUGACGCGUGGCCGGUUCGACUGGACCCCGCAAGGAGUACCCAGUUGUUCCACAUGCUCACAUUCACAAUAAAAUAAUGUUAUGUAAUUUGUGUCGCACCUAUAAAGGAAGGGAGGGUUUUUUGCGACAUACACAAUUACACCGUUUUAUUUUUUUCAAAUAACAAAGUGAUAAAUUUGAACAUUAUCUAGCGUCUAAUCAUGGGGAGGGUACCAUGGCCAAUCCCCCCCCCCCCCCGCGGUACUUUUCUGUCUAAGCAUGUGUCUUGAACUAGAAUUCUGCUUUGAAUGUUUCUAAUACUAGACAAUUAAAUAAUAGAAAAAAACCUUUCGUUGUUCGUAUCUUUCUUAAAUUUCUAAUUGUGUGUCCAUAUUUCAGAGAAAAACGUUGGGCUGUGCGAGUGUUUUACAGACUUCCAAACUCGCCCUAAUUGUGUCUUUGACAUGUGCCACUCUAAGCGUCCUUCCCUCCUCAAGCUGGCACCCAUGGUUGGUUUUUGUUUAAGGCAGCACUUGGUUGUAGGGCGGCGGCCUGAAGAUAAUCGAGACUAGGCCCGACAAUCAAGUGACAAUCAGGAGAAUCUGCGCAAUGUGGAUACGAUGACAUGCACCAACCAGUGAGCCUGACCACCCGAUCCCUUUAAUAACACGGGUAGAUGACCACGUCAAACCCAGAACUUCACCCGUGUUCUAGUAUCUGAAAUAGAUUUCACAGCUGCGUUACACUCAGCCCCACUCACUGUACAAAUCUCAGAAUCGUCCCAUUUCCCGGAACAGUGAUAAACAGCAAACAGAUGCAAUAUUCACAUGCUGGUAGUUACAGUAAACGAACUUAAUGCUUUUUCAUAUCCCAAUAUAUGUUUAUUGGAGGUUCCUUUUGAUUCGACUAAUUUGAAAGCUUCACGUGUAUACACUGCAUCUUGAAAGUGUAGUAAAGAACUAUAUAUAACUUUAUAACAACAUACGAUGAUGUCAGAACAUCUCAACCCUACAAUAUGUUGUCAGGAUGUUGCUAUUUCAAGCAAUCUAGAAUAACAUUUCCCUAGAAACCCAUCUCUGUUUUGUUACAAUCUCAUCAGAUAAUUGCAUUGUCUGUGUCUAGCCCGCGGGACAUACAUAUAAGAUUUAUAAGUUCAAAGCUGAAAACUAUUCACGAUGAAACAAACCAGUACGCACUGAUCCCUGAAAAACAUAUACGUUAUUAUUCACCGAGGAAGUAAUUCUAACAUGGAAACCGGCUAUGAUAUAUAAGCUGCUAGGCAAAGUCAAUCAUCGAUCAGUGUCUUGAAAACAUGAUACAGCCAAUUCUAAGAAUCACCAAUUAACCUCACAAUGGUGGCGUUAGAAAAAGGUGAACAUGAAGUGCCAAGGGUACACUCGAAGGUUCAGGCCACAUUCUACAGUUGUAGUCGUGUAACGCACUGCGCCAAGUGCAGGUCACAUUAUACAGUUGUAGUCGUGUAACGCACUGCUCCAAGUGCAUGCCACAUUUACAGUUGUAGUCGUGUAACGCACUGCUCCAAGUGCAUGUCACAUUGUACAGUUGUAGUCGUGUAACGCACUGCUCCAAGUGCAGGUCACAUUGUACAGUUGUAGUCGUGUAACGCACUGCUCCAAGUGCAUGCCACAUUGUACAGUUGUAGACUGUAACACACUGCUCCAAGUGCAGGUCACAUUGUACAGUUGUAGUCGUGUAACGCACUGCUCCAAGGGCAGGUCACAUUGUACAGUUGUAGACCGUAACAUACUGCUCCAAAUGCAGAUCACAUUGUACAGUUGUAGGCUGUGUAGUGCACUGCUCCAAGUGCAGCUCGCAUUGUACAGUUGUAGGCUGUGUAGUGCACUGCUCCAAGUGCAUGUCACAUUUUACAGUUGUAGACUGUAACAUACUGCUCCAAGUGCAGGCCACAUUCUACAGUUGUAGACUGUAACAUACUGCUCCAAAUGCAGAUCACAUUGUACAGUUGUAGACUGUAACACACUGCUCCAAGUGCAGGUCACAUUGUACAGUUGUAGUCGUGUAACGCACUGCUCCAAGUGCAGAUCACAUUGUACAGUUGUAGACUGUAACACACUGCUCCAAGUGCAGGUCACAUUGUACAGUUGUAGUCGUGUAACACACUGCUCCAAGUGCAUGUCACAUUGUACAGUUGUAGACUGUAACACACUGCUCCAAGUGCAUGUCACAUUGUACAGUUGUAGACUGUAACACACUGCUCCAAGUGCAGGUCACAUUGUACAGUUGUAGUCGUGUAACACACUGCUCCAAGUGCAGAUCACAUUGUACAGUUGUAGACUGUAACACACUGCUCCAAGUGCAGGUCACAUUGUACAGUUGUAGUCGUGUAACACACUGCUCCAAGUGCAGGUCACAUUGUACAGUUGUAGUCGUGUAACACACUGCUCCAAGUGCAUGUCACAUUGUACAGUUGUAGACUGUAACACACUGCUCCAAGUGCAUGUCACAUUGUACAGUUGUAGACUGUAACACACUGCUCCAAGUGCAGGUCACAUUGUACAGUUGUAGUCGUGUAACACACUGCUCCAAGUGCAUUCUACAUUGUACAGUUGUAGACUGUAACACACUGCUCCAAGUGCAUGUCACAUUGUACAGUUGUAGACUGUAACACACUGUCUAAGUGCAGGUCACAUUCUACAGUUUUAGUCGUGUAACGCACUGCUCCAAGUGCACGUCACAUUGUACAGUUGUAGUCGUGUAACACACUGCUCCAAGUGCAUGUCACAUUGUACAGUUGUAGGCUGUAACACACUGCUCCAAGUGCAUGUCACAUUGUACAGUUGUAGACUGUAACACACUGCUCCAAGUGCAGGUCACAUUGUACAGUUGUAGUUGUGUAACGCACUGCUCCAAGUGCAUGUCACAUUGUACAGUUGUAGACUGUAACACACUGCUCCAAGUGCAGGUCACAUUGUACAGUUGUAGUUGUGUAACGCACUGCUCCAAGUGCAUGUCACAUUGUACAGUUGUAGGCUGUAACACACUGCUCCAAGUGCAGGUCACAUUGUACAGUUCUAGUCGUGUAACGCACUGCUCCAAGUGCAUGUCACAUUGUACAGUUGUAGUCGUGUAACGCACUGCUCCAAGUGCAGGUCACAUUGUAAAAUUGUAGACUGUAACACACUGCUCCAAGGGCAGGUCACAUUGUACAGUUGUAGACUGUAACACACUGCUCCAAAUGCAGAUCACAUUGUACAGUUGUAGACUGUAACACACUGCUCCAAGUGCAGGUCACAUUGUACAUUUGUAGACUGUAAAAUACUGCUCCAAAUGCAGGUCACAUUAUACAGUUGUAGUCGUGUAACGCACUGCUCCAAGUGAAGGUCACAUUGUACAGUUGUAGACUGUAAAAUACUGCUCCAAAUGCAGAUCACAUUAUACAGUUGUAGACUGUAAAAUACUGCUCCAAAUGCAGGUCACAUUGUACAGUUGUAGACUGUAACAUACUGCUCCAAGUGCAUGUCACAUUUUACAGUUGUAGACUGUGUAACAUACUGCUCCAAGUGCAGGUCACAUUGUACAGAUACACACUGCAACAUACGGCAUCGCUCAAGUAAUUUGAGGUCGUCAUUUCAUAAAUAUGUAGGGUUAGACAUGAUGGUGAUGACAUUGUGAUUUGGACAGGCCCUUGCCAUUAUACACAUUUAUACAUGCAAAAGGGGGCACGUGUGGCCUGAUAGUGCCUGGAGGUAUUAAGAUAGUGCCUUCCACAUCCCUUCUGGUUUUCCUCAGACAUCAAGAGGACACGCCAUGAGACGACAGCAACGUUACUUAAAGGGAAUUAGACAAAACACAUUCACUCACUCACAAUAACGACGCAACUGUUUUCAGCAAAUGAACUUGUGACGUGGUCAGACCUAAAGCUGUGGUAUGUCGGGAACUACGAGUGAGUGAGUAGUGAUGCAGAUCGCACAUAUUCACGCGUCUUUGGAACAUGCGAGUACGGCUGUGGUGCCGACAAACUAUGAACCAGGGCGAAUCUGGAAUUCGAACCUACGACCAAACGCCUAAGGGAUGUAACUCUUCUCAGCGUACUGCGGCGCUUUUUGCAACUGGAUAUGUCUACCUCCACUACAUUGUAGAAGCGUCACAACCAAUAAUACAUCAUUAUUAGGAUCCAUGAACAGUGGGGGGCACGGGUGGCUGUGCA
Messenger RNA from Haliotis rufescens (red abalone), 5524 nucleotides. RefSeq lists its product as uncharacterized. Gene Ontology annotation, molecular function: carbohydrate binding. NCBI's taxonomy places the organism in Eukaryota, Metazoa, Mollusca, Gastropoda, Lepetellida, Haliotidae. The transcript is spliced from 5 exons. Bases 63 to 956 code for a protein of 297 amino acids. The record is from RefSeq and is a predicted model, not a curated record.